UAGAAAUCUGUGAGUUUAUAUCUCUAUGAUCAGUUUCCGUGCAUUUCAUUGAUGUAGUGUUUUGUUUUAGAAAAAUUUCGCUGUUCAACCAUAUCAGUUUCAAAAUAUUCUCCGCCAUUUCCCGAAUCAAUAUAACCUGAAUAUACAAUAAUCAUCCAUGUAUUUCAUGUUGCAACAAAAGUUCAAAAAGAUAUUUUUCCCAUUUUCUAAUAAGUCGCCAACUAAAAUGGGGGAUUAUGUUGCAGACUUUGAUAGUCCAGACUACGCGUAUGACGAUGUAGAUAAUUUAGGUUCCAGCAAAUCAAGAAUUAUGCCUGCAACCCGAGAACUUGUCAACGAACUCAUCGCUUCUGACAGCGUCGUAAUAUUCUCAAAGACCUACUGCCCUUAUUGUAAAAUGGCUAAAGAGGUAUUCGAUAAGCUGAAACAUAAAUAUACAGCGAUUGAACUUGACUCACGGAAUGAUGGCGAUGAAAUUCAAUCUAUUCUUAGUGAAUUGACAGGUGCUAGAACUGUGCCCAGAGUUUUUGUUAAUGGUGAAUGUUUGGGGGGAGGCACUGACGUUAAGAAAAUGUCUGAAAGUGGGGAGCUUUCGCUGAAACUAACUCACGAAUAAUAAUGAUACCCUAUAAUUUUUACAUGU
Diprion similis is the source of this 643-nucleotide messenger RNA. Its product is annotated as glutaredoxin-like. Gene Ontology annotation, biological process: cellular response to oxidative stress. The transcript is spliced from 3 exons. Gene Ontology annotation, cellular component: cytoplasm. The record is from RefSeq and is a predicted model, not a curated record. Bases 158 to 616 code for a protein of 152 amino acids. Gene Ontology annotation, molecular function: glutathione disulfide oxidoreductase activity. Lineage: Eukaryota; Metazoa; Arthropoda; Insecta; Hymenoptera; Diprionidae.